Messenger RNA from Rotaria sordida, 885 nucleotides. NCBI's taxonomy places the organism in Eukaryota, Metazoa, Rotifera, Eurotatoria, Philodinida, Philodinidae. The record is from the annotation of a GenBank genome assembly.
AUGACUACAACGUUAAGUUCGGAAUCAGCUAAUUGGAUUUUACCAUCUGUUCCAACAACAUUAAUAUCAACAAUACCAAAUUAUGAAGAAUCCUUACCGAUUCGUGUUAAUCAUGACGGUAUACAAAAUUAUAUUAAAAAUCGUGGUACUUUAAAUUUAACUAAAUGGGCGAUUGAAGGUAAAAAAAUGUCAACAGAACACGAUAGUUUCCCAGUACCGCCACCUAAAGUAUUUGGAUCUGAUGCAAUGCGAAAUUAUACACAAAGUCGUGGUUCAGCACCAAAUCUUAUUUAUGGUAAUCUUGACCCACCUAAUCCUCAUCAUCAUUUUCGUGUUAAAAGAGAAGGUCGUGCUAAUUAUGACAGAAAUCACCAUACACAUAUGAAAACAUUAUUAGAAAGUUAUGGAAAAUUACCUGUACCUGCACAACCAAUGCCUCAUAUAAAAGGCGAAAUGGCUUCUAAUCUCUUUUAUACACAUCAAAAAGGUUAUAUGGGUCAAAUUAUAAAUAAUUAUGGUAAUCUUCCACUGUCACCAAAACCAGUACCACAUGUAAAAGGUGAUGCAGCUGAAAUGAAUUUGCAAAAUAGUUAUGGGCAUUCACAUAUACUUGAACAUAACAUUCAUAAUCGUCCACCAUCAGUAGAACCACAUGUGAAAGGUAUUCAAGCACAUUUAAAUUAUGAUAUGGGACGAGGUCGUCUUGUUGAUAAACUUUUUCAUGAAUAUGGCAAGUUACCAAGAUCUGCUCGAACUGCACCAAAAGUUAAAUUUGAUGGUGUUCAAAAUUUCAAUCAAGCUCAAGGUAUUGCAAUGCGUAAAACAAUAUCACAAUGUCCACCAUCAAAUCGUCAUCUCGAACGAUCACAAUCAGUACUAUCAUGA